Messenger RNA from Elephantulus edwardii (Cape elephant shrew), 1170 nucleotides. RefSeq names its product serine dehydratase-like (gene SDSL). The record is from RefSeq and is a predicted model, not a curated record. The transcript is spliced from 7 exons. Gene Ontology annotation, molecular function: L-serine ammonia-lyase activity; threonine deaminase activity. Lineage: Eukaryota; Metazoa; Chordata; Mammalia; Macroscelidea; Macroscelididae. Gene Ontology annotation, biological process: L-threonine catabolic process; L-serine catabolic process.
AUGGCUCCCGUCACAGAGGGUAAGGCUUUCCACGUGGUCACACCUCUGCUGGAGAGCUGGGUGCUGUCCCAGGUGGCGGGCACCACAGUCCUCCUCAAAUGUGAAAAUGUGCAGCCAGCUGGCUCCUUCAAGAUCCGGGGCAUUGGGCAUUUCUGCCAGGAGAUGGCCAAGAAGGGAUGUAAACACCUGGUGUGCUCCUCAGGGGGCAAUGCAGGCAUUGCUGCAGCUUACUCUGCUAGGAAGUUGGGGAUCCCUGCCACCAUCGUGCUCCCUGAAAACACUUCCCAGCAGGUGGUGAAGAGGCUGCAAGGAGAGGGGGCCGAGGUGCAGCUCACUGGCAAGGUCUGGGAUGAUGCCAAUGUGAAGGCUCAAGAGUUGGCACAGAGAGAUGGAUGGGUGAAUGUGCCCCCCUUUGACCACCCCCUGAUAUGGGAAGGCCAUGCCAGCCUUGUCCGGGAGCUGAAGGCAGAGCUGGGAGCCCCCCCAGGUGCCCUGGUGCUGGCCGUAGGGGGCGGGGGUCUGCUGGCUGGUGUGGUGGCUGGCCUGGCUGAGGUGGGCUGGCAGCACGUGCCUGUGGUCACCAUGGAGACCAGGGGAGCGCACUGCUUCAAUGCAGCCAUCAAGGCCGGCAGGCUGGUCACUCUGCCGGACAUCACCAGUGUGGCCAAGAGCCUGGGUGCCAAGACGGUGGCCGCGGGGGCCCUGGCGUGCACACAGACAUGCACGGUCCUCUCUGAGGUGGUGGAUGAUGUGGAGGCUGUGAGCGCUGUCCAGCGCUUCCUGGAUGAUGAGCGUCUGUUGGUGGAGCCUGCCUGUGGGGCGGCCUUGGCUGCCAUCUACUCGGGCAUCCUGGGGCGGCUCCAAUCUGAAGGUCGCCUCAGCCCCUCCCUGGCCUCGGUUGUGGUCAUCGUGUGUGGAGGCAACAGCAUCGACAGCCGAGAGCUCCAGGCUUUGAAAGCCCAGGUGGGCCAGAGCUAAGGAAUCUAUCCUGAAUGGGCCACCCAGGCCUUCAAGAAGCCCAACAGAUGUUCUUGUGACUGGCCAAGGGGGACGUCUAUUCCUGUGGACAACAGUGGAAGAGUCUGCCCCUGCCUCCUCCUGCAGGAAGCCCUCCUGAACACUCCCUUGGGUUCUGAAACAGGCCCAACGAAUAAACUCUUGCAGAGUUGA